Messenger RNA from Schistocerca piceifrons (Central American locust), 1984 nucleotides. RefSeq names its product putative inactive carboxylesterase 4. The record is from RefSeq and is a predicted model, not a curated record. The coding region runs from base 142 to 1473 and encodes 443 amino acids. The transcript is spliced from 9 exons. NCBI's taxonomy places the organism in Eukaryota, Metazoa, Arthropoda, Insecta, Orthoptera, Acrididae.
CAAUGGCGUCAUCUGUGAUGAAAUCUUUACUUAUCCUACGGCCACUCGAUAUAUAUCUGGCGUGAGAGCAGCAACGGCAGUAGGUUUGUGUGCCUGCGGUACCGAUAACGCUUAAGAGUGCACAAUUAAGCAGCGUUGACCAUGUGGGUGGGAAGCAAGACGCUCGGCCGAAGUGCUUGGCGCUGCACGUCGGGCGUUCGGCAUGCCAGCGCGAAGGCCGGCGCGCCGGUGACGCUGCGCAUUCCGCAGGGCUCUCUGCGCGGCAAGACGCAGCUGACGCCGGCCGGCAGGGUGUUCCGCAGCUUCCUGCGCAUCCCCUACGCGAAGCCUCCCGUCGGGAGGCUCAGGUUCCAGCCACCAGAGCCACCUGAAUCAUGGAAUGGUGUCAGAGAUGCCACAACUUUUGGUGAGGUGGCACCACAGAUCAACUUACUGACUGGCUCUUGCAGAGGAAAUGAAGACUGUCUUUUCCUUAAUGUCUACACAUCAACAACAGAAGAGAACUCAGGGGAUCUGAAACCCAUCAUGGUGUGGCUACAUGGGGGAGGUUACAUCAUGGGCUCUGGAAAUGCAGAUUUUUAUGGUCCAGAGUAUCUCCUUGAACAUGAAGUUGUAUUGGUCACAUUAAAUUAUCGUCUUGGUGUUCUUGGUUUCCUUAGCACUGGGGACUCUGUUGUUCCUGGUAAUAUGGGGCUAAAGGACCAAGUAAUGGCACUACAGUGGGUCAAAGACAACAUUGCUCUUUUUGGAGGUGAUCCUGAUAACGUGACAGUGUUUGGAGGAAGUGCUGGAGGAAUGUCAUCUGAGUAUCUUAUGCUUUCACCAAAAGGCAAAGGUUUACUGCAUCGUGCAGUAUCACAAAGUGGAGUGGCCAUUGCGGACACAGUUUGCAACACAGAUGUUCCAGAAAGGGCAUUUCGUCUAGCAAAGUACCUUGGCCUCUCCACAAACAAGUCAGCUGAGCUACUGGACUAUAUGAUGAAGGUCCCUGCAAAGACUCUAACUGAAAAACAGUACAAAGGAUUCUCAGAAAAGGACAAAGCACGGAUUUUAUAUUUUCCAUUCUUGCCCACUGUGGAAGAUUCAGUACCUGAGGGUGAUGCAUUCAUUAAGAGGCAUCCACUGGAAAUUCUUAAAAGUAAUGACUAUUUACCAGUGCCCUAUCUGCUUGGCAUAAAUGAAAAGGAAGGCUUAAUUUAUUUGAAAGACAUAUUAGCAAAAACUGAAGUACUGUCAUUCCUGGAUAAGAAUUUCAAGUACCUUGUACCCACUGACAUAGCUGACAAAAUAAAGGAUGUUACACCUAUAUCUGAAGCUAUAAGAACUUUCUACUUCAAAAAUGAAAGGGUAUCAGAGUCCACACUUGAUAUAUUGCUUAAUGUGCAUGUCACUCUGAUGAAACUGCCUACCUCUUCAAAAACAAUGCCAUGCCAACAGAAGUCAAACCCCAUUCUGCAGAAGAAACUGCUAUAGCGAGGAUGACAAAACUGUGGACAAAUUUUGCUAAGACUGGGAACCCAACUCCUGAGGAUGACCCACUGCUGACUGCUAAAUGGCCUUUAUUUAAUGCAAAUAAUCCAGAAUACCUCAACAUCAGCCAUACAGGAUUGGAAGUAGGAAGCAACUUGUUGCAAGAACGUAUGUCAUUUUGGGAAGAUCUCUACAACAAGCUGAAUUUGUGAUAAUAUAUGCUUAUGACUGAUAUGGUAAUGAAAUAACUCUGUAAGAACACAAGACUGUAAUAUUUACUAAACAAUGUAAAGACAUUACUUGACCAACAAAAAAGCCUGAGGAAUGUAAGAUGAUUUGGGAUCAGGUGAAUGACUCACAAUCUGACCACUUAUUUAUGUAAGAAGAAUCAUAUAAAAUGACUCUUAACAGCAGUUUAAAUAUGUAUAUUUCUUACAUAGUUUGUUAUGUGCAAACAUAUUACUAAUAUAUGAAAGUUUAUAUGUGAGGAAAUAAAAAAAGUAACUGCCUCUGA